Knipowitschia caucasica is the source of this 1167-nucleotide messenger RNA. The record is from the annotation of a GenBank genome assembly. NCBI's taxonomy places the organism in Eukaryota, Metazoa, Chordata, Actinopteri, Gobiiformes, Gobiidae.
AUGCAGUCGCUCACAGGCUUUUAUCACCCCGCACCAAGCCGCCCCGCCCGCACCAAGCCGCCCCGCACCAAGCCCCUCCGCACCAAGCCGUCCCGCACCAAGCCGUCCCGCACCAAGCCGUCCCGCACCAAGCCGUCCCGCGUCAAGCCGUCCCGCGUCAAGCCGCCCCGCACCAAGCCGCCCCGCACCAAGCCCCUCCGCACCAAGCCCCUCCGCACCAAGCCCCUCCGCACCAAGCCGUCCCGCACCAAGCCGUCCCGAAUUAAGCCGUCCCGCGUCAAGCCGCCCCGCACCAAGCCGCCCCGCACCAAGCCCCUACGCGUCAAGCCCCUCCGCACCAAGCCCCUCCGCACCAAGCCGCCCCGCACCAAGCCGCCCCGCACCAAGCCGCCCCGCACCAAGCCGCCCCGCACCAAGCCCCUCCGCACCAAGCCCCUCCGCACCAAGCCGUCCCGCACCAAGCCGUCCCGAAUUAAGGCGUCCCGCACCAAGCCGUCCCGCACCAAGCCGUCCCGCACCAAGCCGUCCCGCACCAAGCCGUCCCGCACCAAGCCGCCCCGCACCAAGCCCCUCCGCACCAAGCCCCUCCGCACCAAGCCCCUCCGCACCAAGCCCCUCCGCAUCAAGCCCCUCCGCACCAAGCCGUCCCGCACCAAGCCGUCCCGAAUUAAGCCUUCCCGCGUCAAGCCGCCCCGCACCAAGCCGCCCCGCACCAAGCCGCCCCGCACCAAGCCGCCCCGCACCAAGCCGCCCCGCACCAAGCCCCUACGCGUCAAGCCGCUCCGCACCAAGCCGCCCCGCACCAAGCCGCCCCGCACCAAGCCCCUCCGCACCAAGCCGUCCCGCACCAAGUUGUCCUGCACCAAGCCGUCCCGCACCAAGUUGUCCCGCACCAAGCCGUCCCGAAUUAAGCCGUCCCGCACCAAGCCGCCCCGCACCAAGCGGCCCCGCACCCGGCAGCACACCUCUGUAAUCACCGCCGCUGCAGAGGCCGCAGCAGAGGCCGCGGCGGAGACGGACCACUCUUUGGGACGCGUCCGGAGCUUUAGCCGAGAGUCUGUCACUGAAAAACAUACAGACGUCAACUUUGUUUUUGACCGGGCACAGAGGGAAAAGGACGUCCCGCUACGACUUCACGUCCACUGCCAAGAAAUGUGCCGGCUCUGA